CGUCCUCCUAAUGCAUUUAUGCUCUAUUGCUCAGAUUUUCUCAAAAAAGGUAUUAUACCUUCCCAUAUUGAGCGGCAACAGCAGAAUCUCAGCCGUGUAGUAGGUGAAUGUUGGAACAUGCUACCAGUUGAGGAGAAAGCAAGCUGGGAUAAAAAAGCUACAGAAGCUCAAGCUGCCCAUCUUGCUCAACAUCCUAAUUAUAAAUUUUGA
This is a messenger RNA of Serpula lacrymans var. lacrymans S7.9, 210 nucleotides long. RefSeq lists its product as uncharacterized. Gene Ontology annotation, molecular function: DNA-binding transcription factor activity, RNA polymerase II-specific; RNA polymerase II cis-regulatory region sequence-specific DNA binding. The annotation marks the transcript as partial. The transcript has a single exon. Lineage: Eukaryota; Fungi; Basidiomycota; Agaricomycetes; Boletales; Serpulaceae. Gene Ontology annotation, cellular component: nucleus. The record is from RefSeq and is a predicted model, not a curated record. Gene Ontology annotation, biological process: regulation of transcription by RNA polymerase II.